Messenger RNA from Lobosporangium transversale, 1531 nucleotides. RefSeq lists its product as hypothetical. Gene Ontology annotation, biological process: regulation of DNA-templated transcription. Gene Ontology annotation, molecular function: DNA-binding transcription factor activity, RNA polymerase II-specific; RNA polymerase II transcription regulatory region sequence-specific DNA binding; zinc ion binding. Lineage: Eukaryota; Fungi; Mortierellomycota; Mortierellomycetes; Mortierellales; Mortierellaceae. The record is from RefSeq and is a predicted model, not a curated record. The transcript is spliced from 7 exons. The coding region runs from base 69 to 1502 and encodes 477 amino acids. Gene Ontology annotation, cellular component: nucleus.
AAAAAAAAAAGGAGAGAGAAAAAGAAAGAAAGAAACACUCAUUCAAAUCAGGAACAACCAUUAAAGUCAUGAACAACUCAUCGGAUUCCACUGGAAACGGUUCGAAUAAAAAAAACAAUGCCACCAACCCUAGCAGCGACAACAACACAGGCACUGUUGCAAAAGACAAAUCCGAUAGCAAAUCUGCAAAUAACGGAAGCAAUAGUAAUAAUAACAGUAAUAGUAAUAACAAUAAUGGACAAGAAAAGACACAACAACAGUUGGAUGAAGAAGCCGCCUCUGAUCCCAAAAAGAAGAGAAACGGCCCCAAGAGACGCAAAGUAACCCAUGCAUGUGUAUACUGCCGACGAUCCCAUAUGACCUGCGAUGAUGGUCGGCCAUGUCAACGCUGCAUCAAAAGGAAUAUUGGACAUCUAUGCCAUGAUGAACCUAAACCCUCGGCUGCUGCUGCUGCUGCUGCGGCCGCCGCCGCGCCCUCUGCUUCAACUUCAACCUCAUCUCAGCAUCUCAAUACAAACACUAACCAAGUAGCAGGACUUUCAAGAUCUUCAGAUGCACGAAGGACGCAACAACAACAACAGCAGCAGCAACAGCAACAACAACAGCAGCAGCCACAGGUUCAACAACCCUUCAGUCAACAACAAUUAGCACAGUUGCAGAACAGUGGACUGGGUAAUAUCCAACAACUUUAUGGGUUCAACAAUCAAUUGGCUGCACUCCCUGUUACACCUUUGACAUUUGCAAGUGAACAUAUGGGGAAUGAGUUUACUGUCAUUAGUGACUUUCUUGAGAGUUUAGGAGGCGACCAACAAAAUGUUUUUGCAGAUGCAGCGAUCCCUGUUAAUACGACUGAAAAAUUCUUCUUGACGGCUGCAGAUCCCAGUGACGGCACAAAUGAAGAUCGAUUGACUCAAGUGAUUAAUGCUAAGUUUGAGGCAGGAUUUUUGAAGCCGUACAACUAUGUCAACGGAUACUCACGUCUGCAAAAAUACAUGGAUAGCAACAUGUCGAAUAUUAGUCGGCAAAGGAUAUUGAAUGUCAUGGGAACAUUUCGACCUGCUUUCAGAACUGUUGCUCAGUCAUUGACGGAUAUUGACCUUGUUUUAGUAGAAGAAGCUUUUGAAAGAUUACUUUUGGAUUAUGAUCGAGUCUUUAGCUCGAUGGGCAUUCCUGCAUGUCUAUGGAGGCGUACGGGAGAGAUUUACAAAGGUAACAAGGAAUUUGCGUCGCUUGUCAACGUUCCACUCGAGAUGCUCCGUGAAGGACGUCUAUGUAUAUACGAAUUAAUGGCAGAAGAGUCUGCAGUGAACUAUUGGGAGAAAUAUGGAAAUAUUGCGUUCGAUGCAGGACAAAAGGCUGUUUUAACAUCUUGUCUUCUCAAGAACCCAGAUCCAGAAAGUCAAAAUGUUAUUUCCUGUUGUUUCUCUUUUACGAUCAGGAGAGACAAGUACAACAUUCCAACAGUGAUUGUUGGCAAUUUCUUGCCUGUUUCUUUGGGCUGAAAAAAGCAAAGGAAAUGAGCAGUGGAAGG